AUUCCAUACUGUAAUUAAUACUAUAUUGACAAAUCUCUCUAAAUUAUUAAUAAGGUGAACAGGCUAAAUAACACCUUGCAUAGAAACCCCUAAUUAAAUAAAUAAAGUUAAAUUAUGUUGCAUUACUGCCUCUCAACAAGAUAUUAUAUAGUCAAAAAGAAGUCAUAAGUUAAUUGCUUAAUCUGUUACUCACAAAGGAGAGCAGUAGCUCUAUAACAAGCGAUUUAACCUAUCCUACCCUUUGAUGCACUAUUUAUCAUCAUCAUCCUAGUAUUUAUUUUAGUAAUUUCUAUAUAUUCCCUGUUUUCGAAAAAUAAUAAGUUUGAUGUUUUCUAAUAUUGA
Molecule: messenger RNA, 342 nt
Organism: Paramecium octaurelia
Lineage: Eukaryota; Ciliophora; Oligohymenophorea; Peniculida; Parameciidae
Source: the annotation of a GenBank genome assembly